CUCUGUUCCUUCUUCUCUCACUAGAAUCCAUUACGCAUUUUUCCUUCCUUCUUUCCUUAGAUUCUCUUCAGAUUAACACUAUAACGACAAACAAAAAUAUCAAUACAUUUUUAUUUUUAUUUCAUUCAUGUGCAUAUUCUCAGUUUCCACUUCCAUUUCCUUACAAUUUACAGAUUCUCGUCGAGUAUAAAUAAAUAUUGUAACAACAAUUUCUCAUCUCCCAACCCAUUCAUUCAUUCUUUCGUUCAUUAACUUGUAAUGGAGAAUCAAGGGAAGAAAAUCUUGUUAACUACAAAUGGGGAUGAGAUUUCUGAAAACAUAGCUCUUCAUUUGGUGAAACGUGGUUGCAGGUUAGUUUUGAUGGGAAAUGAAAAGUGUGUACAAACUAUGGUAGAGAAGAUAAAUGGAUUAAUGAAGGAGGAGGGUCUGCAAACUCAGAUUGGUGUUGUUGGUGUGGAUAUGGAACAGGGUAAAGAAGAGGAUUUUGAUAAUGGUGUGGAAAAAGCUUAUAAGAUUUGGGGGAAUUUGGAUGCUCUUGUGAAUUGUUACAGCUAUGAAGGGAAGAUACAAGAUUGUCUAAGCUUAGGUGAAAGUGAGUUUAUGAAGAUCGUGAAAGUUAAUUUCAUGGCAGCCUGGUUUCUCUUAAAAGCUGUUGGUAAAAGGAUGCGUGAUGCUAAAUCAGGAGGAUCGGUCAUCUUUCUGACCUCAUUCAUGGGCUCAGAGAGAGGGCUCUAUCCAGGUUCUGCUGCAUAUGGAUCAUGUUUGGCUGGAGUUCAGCAGUUAGUCAGGACUUGUGCUAUAGAUAUCGGGAAACAUCGGAUCAGGGUAAACGCAAUUGCACGAGGACUGCACUUACAAGAUGAGUACAUAUUAUCUGUGGGUAAGGAAAAGGCAGAGAAGUCGGUGAACGAGGUUACACCACUGCACAGAUGGCUCGACGUGAAGAAUGACAUCGCAUCAACAGUCAUAUAUUUGGUAAGCGAUGAUGCUCGUUACAUGACUGGAACCACUAUAUACGUUGACGGUGCCCAGUCUCUUGUAAGGCCUCGUAUGCGAUCCUUUAUGUGAUUAAUAUGAUAAUAGGUUAUACUACUUUUUGAUGGCUUUUCAGUCUGUAGUCUAAUUCUCUGUUAACAAAGUGAAGUGUCAGUAACAGAACUAAAAGAUGCAGUUUCUGUACUAAUUUACGGUCUGUUUAGUUAGGAGACGGAACUACUUUAUGUGAAUGAAUUGAUGUAUUAAGAUGCACACAAGCCGUCGGCGAGCGACUACAACUUGAAAAAGGGCAACACGGCCCUAACCAGAGCAGCAGCACAAAGCAGAAACUAAAGAAGAAUGAGUUCUAGAAGAAACUGAAAGCAGCAAAAGAGAAAACCCCUUCACCUGUAAAAUGAGUUCACAUUUUGUGUAGAACGAUUGCAAGAGAAAAACAUAGGAUGUCAUAACUUGCAAGACUUAUUACAUACAUGACUUAAAAGUCUUCAAGUUCAAAGUUCAAACAAUGCAAAUACAAAUACAAAUACAAACAAGGGCAGAGCCUGCAGACACUCCAGCGUUGUGCUUCAUGAGUCCCCACGCGCCGUGACUGACAUCAUUUACCAAAACUCUUCUUCUACACACAUUUUCUGUUACUUUUCUCUCUCGCUAGAAUCCAUUACACGUUUCUCCUUCUUCCCUUAGAUUCUCUUCAGAUUAACACUAUAACGACAGACUAAAAUCAUUUUAAAUUCCAUUCAUACGCAUAUUCUCCAGUUUCAGCUUCCAAUUCAGAUUCUCUUCCAUUUGUUCAUUCAUUAACUUGUAAUGGAGAAUCAAGGGAAGAAAAUCUUGUUUACUACAAAUGGGAAUGAGAUUUCUGAAAACACCGCUCUUCAUUUGGUGAAACGUGGUUGCAGGUUAGUUUUGAUGGGGAAUGAAAAGUGUGUACAAACUAUGGUAAAGAAGAUAAAAUGGAUUGAUGAAGGAGGGUGUGGAAACUCAGAUUGGUGUGGAUAUGGAAAAAGGUGAAGAAGAGGAUUUUGAUAAUGGCGUGGAAAAAGCUUGUAAGAUUUGGGGGAAUUUGGAUACUCUUGUGAAUUGUCAUAGCUAUCAAGGGGAGAUACAAGAUUGUCUAAGCUUAGCUGAAAGUGAGUUCAUGAAGUCGGUAAAGUUAAUUCCCUGGCAGCCUGGUUUCUCUUAAAAGCUGUUGGUAAAAGAAUGAGAAAUACUAUGCUUUCUAGCAUAGUAAAUGAAUGAUGAUGGUCAGUGGAGAGUUUGAAAGUUUUUAUAACAUGAACUUGACCAUUUCGUAAUAUAAUAUUUCUCAUUCCAUUAUACGUAAUGAACCUGUUUCUGCUCUUUCAUAGUAAUCACUGCUUGUGGGCGGCUUUUGCUUUA
Messenger RNA from Papaver somniferum (opium poppy), 2376 nucleotides. RefSeq names its product 3-oxoacyl-[acyl-carrier-protein] reductase FabG-like. Lineage: Eukaryota; Viridiplantae; Streptophyta; Magnoliopsida; Ranunculales; Papaveraceae. The coding region runs from base 259 to 1068 and encodes 269 amino acids. The record is from RefSeq and is a predicted model, not a curated record. The transcript is spliced from 6 exons.